Messenger RNA from Syngnathoides biaculeatus (alligator pipefish), 5395 nucleotides. It is a transcript of the gene slc35e4, whose product is annotated as solute carrier family 35 member E4. The transcript is spliced from 3 exons. The record is from RefSeq and is a predicted model, not a curated record. Gene Ontology annotation, cellular component: Golgi apparatus. NCBI's taxonomy places the organism in Eukaryota, Metazoa, Chordata, Actinopteri, Syngnathiformes, Syngnathidae. The coding region runs from base 36 to 1247 and encodes 403 amino acids. Gene Ontology annotation, molecular function: antiporter activity.
GACGAUAAUUCGGAGUUCCUAUUCGUAGUGCUGUGAUGGCUAUCGAUGUUUCUACUUUGGGAGUUUAUCCGUUCACUCCUUCCAUGUUGUCAUCUCGGCUUUUUUUCCCCGUUCCGGUGUGCGCUAGGGAGACGUUGAUCAGCGAGGACAAUGAUCCCAUCAUGAUACACACGGAUGGCUUCUCCAAGUACGAGGCGAGCCCGCAACCGGGAGGCAGGAGGAGACCCCCCGCAGAGAUGCUCCAUCUGCUCUCUGCAGUUAUUGUUUGGCUAGUGACCGGCACCACCAUCUCCAGCCUCAACAAAUGGAUCUUUGCCGUGUACAACUUCAGGUACCCCCUGCUGCUGUCCGCUCUGCACAUGCUGACGGCCAUCGUGGUGGACUACGGCUUGAUCAAACUGCGGGUGAUCCGCCACGCAGGGUUGCUUGAGCAGGACUUGACCCCCGGGGCCAAAUGUAAAGUUUUCCUGCUGAGUCUUACGUUUUGCGCGAGCAUCGCCUUCGGCAACAUGGGUCUGAACUACGUGCAGCUGUCCUUUGCGCAAAUGAUCUAUACCACCACCCCGCUAUUCACUCUGGCCAUCUCCACACUGAUCCUGGGCAAGCAGCAUCACAUCCUCAAGUACACAGCCAUGAUGCCCAUCUGCCUGGGAGCAUCGUUCAGCAUCAUGGGCGAGGUCCAGUACGACCAGACCGGCUGCUUGUUUGUCAUCGCAGCCACCAUGUUCAGGGGUGUCAAGUCCAUCCAACAGAGCAUUCUCCUCCAAGAGGAAAAGAUCAACUCUGUGUUCCUGCUCUACCUGAUGUCCAUCCCCAGCUUCUGCAUCCUGGCCGUGGCGGCCCUGGCACUGGAGAAUUGGGCCCUACUGGAGUGGCCGCUGCACUACGACCAGCGCCUGUGGGUCUUCAUCCUGCUCAGCUGCCUGGGCUCGGUCCUGUACAACCUGGCCAGCAGCUGCGUCAUCACGCUCACGUCGGCCGUCACCCUCCACAUCCUGGGCAACCUGAGCGUGGUGGGCAAUCUUCUGCUGUCCCAGCUGCUCUUCGGCAGCGAGCUGUCCGCCCUGAGCUGCGCUGGCGCUGUGCUCACGCUGUCGGGUAUGCUCAUCUAUCAGAACUCCGAGUUCAUCAUCAGUUACAUGGACACGCGCAAAGCCAAAAUGAAGGAUUCGCAAGGUAAGGACAAAAUAGAAAUGAGAUGUCAUUGGCAAAGAACCGAGCGGGAUAACGAUGACCCGACGGACUGAAAUGCCCAAUUAGUGAAGAGCAGCUGAUUGACCUUUUCAGAUCAUCCUUACUGAUGAUGAUGUGGUAAAGUACAGGAAUCCCCCACAUUUCAGAGGUAUAGUAAGAGGGACUAAGGCCUACCACGUAAUUAAAGAAAGUUCAAAAUGUCUUACUGAUAGUUUUAAACUGACACUGUACUGGUCACAUUUUCUUCAAUCCCAGUACCUUGAUUUUGAAUAUUACCUCCAACUGAGUCUUACCCAUGACCUCAGCACACAUAUAAAUGAGCGGAUUUGAUUUCUUACGUAAAUGAUACAUUUACAUGAUUAUUUAAAAGUAUGAGUCAAAUGUAUGAGUCAGCACAGCUGCUUGUCAUAAAGUAAUUGACGUUUAUUUAUGUUACAUGUUGCAUUUGUAGCUCUUAAAACUUGAUCGUGCAAGAUCUUUCAUCUUGCCCUGACUGUAGGCCGUGUAGACAAAAUGUUUCUACAUCUCAUUCUGUGCCUCUUUAGCAUGCUUCAGAACGAGGGUGGAAAAAUGCCGGUGUUUUUCCUUCCGAUAAUAAUGAACUGAAAAUUACAUAAUUGGCCCUGGUUUGCAAUCACGUGAUCAAAUCAGGACAACUGUAGUUAAAAGAAUAAUUAUGUCACAAAUUACAAUACAAAAACGGUUCAGUGUCACACAUGCUGUAGAUGACUUUCCUUUCCACAAACAACCCAGGCUAAGACAUAUGACUUCGACGUUCUUCCUUGAGACUUGAGUUUUAUGUAGACAGGGCUCGGGUGCCAUUUUGUGCCAGUAGAGCGCACCAAAACUGCAAAUGGUUGUGAUGUAAUAUGUGUAAUUUUACAAUUCAUAACUGCUGAUAGGUUAAAAAAAAAGGUGAAUAUGUGGGGGAUUACUGUGCUCCUACAUCCUUUCCAUUGUGCCAAGCCUUGUGUGGACUUUUUGUUGUUUUUUUUUUUUUUUUUUUCAAUGUAUGUUGAUUAUCUAAUAAUCAACCCUCCUACCUACUCCUUUGUUUGAAUAUCACUCUGACAAGGCCUCCACUCACAUGUGCUGUGUCGCAUGUAAGCACACUUACACUUUUUGAAUAACUGGUUAAGAUUACAUAACAAUGUCACCUAAACAAACCUGCAAACCAGACUUUGACGUUUAAAGCAAGGAGUCUUUAGCGCUGUUCAAAGUGGUACUGUUACACAACUCCUUGGUUCCUAAUUUUAAUCAGGGACCAGGAUUCUGGCAGCUCACCCCCCCCCCCCCCUUGAUUUACUUAUGCCACAGGUAGUGGUAAAUGAAUCCCCACUGAAAGCACCUACCGGUAUUUAAUCAAAAGAAGAAUACAGAGCAGCCUCCAUUUUCAGCCUCCAUAGAAUUGUCCCUCUUUUAUCCUGCUAUCAUAAGUAGAACCGCACAUUCCUUAAAGUAGUGUUUCCCAAGAUGAGUGCAAUGGUAUCAUUUCCCAUCAGCCACUGGUUGGGAAUCACUCCGCUAAAGAGUGUCGCUCAAAAACAAAGGAGAUGGAGCUGCCCUGCAAGCUGCCAUCUUCAAUUCUAGCCAGUGUUACUUUGACUAUGGAAAUCAUUUGGUUUCGGGAUGACAAACCGGACUUCUGCUGGACAGUAACAAUGCUUCUUAACAUGUUUUAUUUACAUUUCAUUGAAUGACAUUUUGCCUCCUCUGUCCUAAUUUAAAAGUUAUUUAUUUUUGAAUGUCCAUAGCAAUCACUGACUUUGAAAUGUUGUCUUGCACAAGCGUUAAUGUUUCUGUUGUUGGACGGAAUGUCAAUUAAUGCUGCUCCUGACGGCAAAGGCCUCAGGAUGAAGUGUGUCUUGUCUGUAUAUCCAGUGGAACCUCGGAGUUCGAACAUAAUUUGCUGACUUGUUCAACCGCUAAAACGUUUUUUUCCAUAGGAAAUCAUGUAAAUGAGUUCAAUCCGUUCCCAACCUUCAAAUAGUAAAUUCCUAUUUUAUUGCCUAUUUAAUGAAAAGAUAUACAACCUGUAUUUAAACAAUAAAUGUAUAAAGUUAAAGCAACUUAAAUUUGGGCCCUUGGCAAAGCACUGUAAAAAAAAAAAAAAAUCUCAAGCUGUACUCGCGAAUGUGCGUGCUCACACCAUGAUUGCACGCUUGACUCGAAGUGGGCAGUGGCUUGCUCUUGGCACAACCCCGUGUGCGUUUGGCAUCAGUCGGCUUGAAUUAGCGACGCGAUCAACAUGGGUUCACCUUUGCUCGAUUGUUUGGACUCCGACAAUUGGGUCGAACUCUGAGGCUUUUUCUACCUUGAUUGUUUUGGUCGAAGUCAGAUUUGUACAACCCCUGAGUUCAAACCCCGAGAUUCCACUGUCACUGUGUGUGUGAUAUCUGCCAAAUGUUUACGUGUUUUUUUUUUUGUUGUUUUUUUUCAUUGCACUGCGGUGUCAAACUGGUACCACACCAGGGACGACAAAGCCAUCCCUCCUAUUUUAUUUUGUUUGCUCUAAUUGACGAAAUGAAUUUGUCUGAAAAGUUAUGUUUACAGGUGCAUCUCAAUAAAUUAGAAUAUGGAGAAAAAAAUAUAUAUAUUUUAGUAGUUCAAUCCAAAAUGUGAAAGUGGUUCAGAUUUAUUACACAAUUAAAAUAUAUAUAAUUAUUUGGGGGUAUGAUUAGUGCUUCAAACUAAUGAAAACCCCAUGCUCACCACCUAGAGAGAGGUACAGUAAUUCUAUUUGUUAUGAUGAAAAUCAAUCCCCUGGCCCCACGUAUCCACACAGAUACAUAAAUGCAUACAUGGACACACAGUUAAAUGAAUGACAAACUAAUAAUGCAAUGACGCCAUCAAGUGGAAAACGUUCGCUCAGGGAGCCGUCUGCGUCGAGAACAGACAGCGGCUGCGGGGUACCAGCAUGGAGCCCCGGGGGUAGUCGCGUAGGGAAUAGCCAAAAAUGGCGACUGUUGAGCCACGAGACAGGACCGUGGCCGUGAUUAAUUACAGCUCCGAGGAAACACUGAAAGACACUCCAAAUAAUCCUAAACGUAUAUUAAAAAGACCUGUAGGGAUUUUUAAUUAAACAAAAAAAUGUUAAAAGAAUGCAUUUCAAUGUAUAUUAGUUAAAAAGUUGGGUCUUGAGCCUUUUGUUAAACACAUUAAUAUUUGUUGCAUCCCUGAGUUGCUCUGCCAGACUCUUCCACAGACAGGGGACCAUAAAACUGGAAUGAUGCCUCGCCGUUAGUGUGUGUCCUGAUUUUUGGAAUCCCUAAAAGGCCGGAGGCUGUGGACCUCAGGGGCUACCAAGGGUUCGUAGGGCAAAAGCAGCGGCAAGACCAUUAAGGCACUUCAAAGCCAGCACAAGGGCCUUAAAAUCGAUCCUGCAACACACAAGGAGACAAUGCAGUGAGUUUAAAAUUGGUUUCAUUUGUGCCAGGAGAAAAAGUCAACUCAAGGUCCAAAAUAACAGCCCAGGUUUUUCACCAUUGAGAGAAAUUAUAAGGACAGCGCUUGUAGUUUCGUCAGAAGUUUCUCUUUGCCAGCCGAUGACUAAAACUUCAGUUUUGUCUGUUCUCUGCCGUCCCGGAUUUAAUCUAUAAAAUACAGUUUAGCUGUAGCUGUGGUUGCUCAUUCCAUGUUUCACUUUUUGAAAAGAAAUACUGAAAUGAACUUUUCUACCAUAUUCUAAAGUACUGAGAGGCCCGUGUAUAUUUAAGAUGCCUCAUAUAUACGCAGACUGUUGAGCUACAUUGUAGUUUCCUAGAUGGUUUUUACUUUAAAUUAAAAAAAAAAAAAACGUUUUGGGCUUUUUUAAAUCAAUCCACCGGUCCAACACUAUUAAAUACCUCAAGCAGCUUCUCAACUCUGGCGUGAAAAUGACAGACAACAACGAAUUACAAGCACGUUUUCAACUUUGUGGUUAAUGGUAUUGUGCACUGAUGAGGUUCACAGCUGCUGGUUGGAUGUACUCUGUAUAUUAUUAUAUUUCCAUUGUGUAAUUUUAUUGUCCCAAACAGCAUGGUCGACUUGUUCAAGAAUGCGUCAGGCCUUAUUGAGACGUUCUUUAGACGAGUAGUUUGCCAUUUAGUUUUGAUGCCUUUAUUAAUGUUAUUUGUUUGGGGACAAGCGUGUAAACAGAAGUUGUGCAAACACAGUCUGUUGUUAUUUCAUUAAGAAUAAAAGACUGGUAUAAUAACCUAUA